AUGGAGACUCCAAGGCUCAGCCAUUCAUUGAGUGCUGCGACCUUCGACCGCACCGAUAUGGUUCCAUACCACGAAGGUCUUAACGUGCUUCCUCACGACUUUAUGUUCCACAGAAUAUUCUACCUGGCGAACAACCACGGAAACACCACUGCCGUUCAUGACCCAUACAGUGGAUACCAGAAAAGCUACCGCGAGUUGUUCCUCGAUAUCGUGCGCACCAAAAACCAUAUCAGGAAUCAUCUGACAGCCGAGUCGAUGCGGAUGCUGCGAGAUGAAGAGGAAGUCAGUAUGUUGAUAGUGUCAAGGGGCUAUGAGUUCACAGUGGCUUUCUUUGCGGUGUUGGCCCUGGGAGCCGUUGCAGUACCACAAAGCCCACACAUCUCGUCCAAAGAACUGCUCCAUGCUGCGGUGACAGCCCAGGCUCAUGCCACCAUCUGCUCACCUGAGCACGUGAAGCUGGCAAAUGGCAUCGCUGAGGAGACUGAAAUGCGCAAAGACUACCUGACCAUCAGCUUAGAGGGCUGCUUCAACGACGAUACUUCCAUUUUAUCCACCCAAUCCAUGGUCUUCAGCUCAAACAAACCCAUGGACCAAAGCAAGCCCGCCCUCGUCAUCUUCACUUCGGGAAGCACCGGUCCUCCUAAGGGAGUUGCAUACAGACGAUCCAAUCUGACUCUGAUCGCGUGUCAGCAGAUCUGGAAAAAUAGCAUCAAAGAGGGAUUUACCGUCUUGCAAACACUCCCCACACACCAUGGGACCGGCUUGAUCCUCAAUACGAUCCCCACCAUCAUGGGGGGUGGCUGUAUCGAAUUCACGCAUCCGAAGUUCGACGCCGGGAGGACGUGGGAGCGCAUCAGUCAAGGAGGCAUUACAAGUCUUUCAGCCGUCCCAACCAUUUUUGUGCGACUGCUCAAGUACUGGGACGAUACUCUGUCUAAGUGUGACGAAGGGGAGAGGAAAGUCUACCUUGAUGCGCUCUGCACCAUUGAGCAGUACCACUGUGGAUCGGCGGCGUUGCCAGUACACGCUGCUAAGAAGUGGAAGGAACUUACUGGACGACACAUUCUGGAGAGAUACGGCGGGACUGAGUUUGGAAAUCCAUUCUUGAAUCUUACGACGACGCCGUUUGGUUCAGUCGGCGUCAAAAAUCCAGGUGUGGAAACAUACCUUGAGCAUGGUGACCAUGGGGAGGUUUUUGUUCGAUCGCCAUUCAUGUUCUCGAAGUACAUCAAUGACAUCGAAGAUGCCAAAAAUGCUCUCACGCAGGAUGGCUACUUCAGAACCGGCGAUGAAGCGGAGAAAGUCAAUAAUAUGUACUUUCUCAAAUGUCGCAAAUCCGUAGACAUUAUCAAAAGCGGCGGGUACAAGAUCUCAGCACUUGAUAUCGAGCGAGCCAUCCUCGACCAUCCUAAAGUCGAGGAUGUCAUUGUCGUAGGACUUGACGACGACGACAUGGGUCAGCGCUUAGCCGCCGCAGUGGUCUUGAAAGAGGGACAAACCUCCCUCUCCUUACCAGAACUCAGACACGACCUCAAAGAUAAACUGUCCUACUACAAGCUUCCCACAGUUUUGAGGAUUGUGCCGGCAUUGGAGCAGACGGCGAGUUUCAAGGUCCCCAAAGCAUUGUUGAAGAAAACAUUGUUCGGGACAGAUCAAUCAGAAAUACAGAGUAUGCCGGGAAAGGGGGAGGCGAAGGCGAAGGCGAAGUUGUGA
Messenger RNA from Fonsecaea multimorphosa CBS 102226, 1713 nucleotides. RefSeq lists its product as uncharacterized. Lineage: Eukaryota; Fungi; Ascomycota; Eurotiomycetes; Chaetothyriales; Herpotrichiellaceae. The record is from RefSeq and is a predicted model, not a curated record. Gene Ontology annotation, biological process: fatty acid metabolic process. The transcript has 6 exons. Gene Ontology annotation, molecular function: medium-chain fatty acid-CoA ligase activity. Bases 1 to 1713 code for a protein of 570 amino acids.